GCCCAGGUAUGGUCUCUUCAACGUGAACGCCUUGUCCUGCUACAGUUACUCCAAACUGCAGACUUCAUAAAGCAGUAAAGCAGUUUACGCUGCACUGGUUCAGUAGCGUUAUAUCCAUCCAUUUAGUAAACUUGUUGGAAGUAUGCCUUUACGAGUUGUUUUACAAGGUCCCGGACCGUGGGGCUUCCGUCUGGUCGGGGGGAAAGAUUUCGAACAACCUCUGACUAUUUCGAGGGUAACCCCAGGAAGUAAAGCAGCUCAAGCCGACCUAUGUAUGGGGGACAUGAUCCUGGCCAUAGAUGGAGAGUCAACAGAUGGCAUGACUCACCUGGAAGCACAGAAUAAAAUCAAAGCUUGCAUAGAGGAAAUGGUGCUUUCCAUUGACAGAUCAGAGUCGAAAAUGUGGUCCCCACUGGUCACUGAAGAAGGAAAGACCAAUCCAUACAAGAUGAAUCUGGCCAAUAAAGAAACACAGGAUGUGAAACAUAUAGGCUCUGCUCAUAACAGGAGCGCCAUGCCUUUCAAUUCUAGCAGUCCAAAAGUGGUUACCAACAUGUACAAUAACCCCUCUGGCCUGUAUUCCUCUGAGAACAUUAAGAGUUUUAACAGUGCAGUGGGUGAUGUCCAGACUUCUGCUGCCUCCAAUGAAGCCAGUAAGAUCCCAGAUCCAUGUAGACCUGGCCAGCCAAAGCCUGCGUUAGCCACAGACUCUGAGGUGUACAAAAUGCUGCAGGAGAAUCAAGAAUUCGACGAGCCUCCUCGCCAGUCUGCCUCCUUUAAAGUUCUGCAGGAGAUCCUGGAAACCGGUGAUGCAGAUAAACCAUCAGGCUUCAGAAGUGUCAAGGCUCCAAACACCAAAACUGGAGCCUCGGUUGGGAAUCCUGAAAAGCUCUCUCUUUGUGACAAAUGUGGUUCAGGGAUUGUAGGAAUGAUGGUCAAACUUCGAGAUAAGUUUCGCCACCCAGAAUGCUACGUCUGCACCGACUGCGGGAUCAAUCUUAAGCAGAAAGGACACUUUUUUGUUGAGGACAAGAUUUACUGCGAGAAACACGCACGUGAGCGCGUCACUCCUCCAGAGGGUUAUGAUGUCGUCACCGUUUUUCCAAAGUAGAAUGUUUCCCACGUUCUACUAUAAAAGCUGCACAUUCCCUUAUGUGGGAAAAUUCCUUUGGAAAUCUGUAACAUUUUAUUUGCAUAGACUUCCAGUGGGGCUGCUUUGUUGCCAAUAUGAAUGUUUGUGGAAACUCUUAAAUACUCAGAAGUGCAUAGAUAUAAAUGGGCUUUGGCAACAGUAAUCAGGAAAUCGUGAUUAGACAUCACCUAAAUAUGUGAAUAUAGAGUCUACCCCAAUUAAGUGCUAUUGUUAUCAUACAUACCUAUGUCGUCUUCAUUCCAUGCAUUUAUCUCAAGGUUCGUUUUAUUGGUGCUAGGGUAGCUUAAGACCACUUAUUGCAUUUUCAGAUUUUCAUAUGUUUUAUACUGAUAAUUGAAAUGUAUAUCAUCAUGGCUGUAUUCCCCAUGCACACCAGUAUGUAAAAACUAUUCCAUGUUUGUAUAUUGUCUUUUGAAUUUUCCAUAUUUUUGUAUGAAAUAACAUGUUCAGCCUUGCUAGAAAAAUAAAAUGUUGCAUAUCCAUUA
Messenger RNA from Carassius auratus (goldfish), 1638 nucleotides. Its product is annotated as PDZ and LIM domain protein 1. Bases 143 to 1111 code for a protein of 322 amino acids. Gene Ontology annotation, biological process: heart development; actin cytoskeleton organization; muscle structure development. Gene Ontology annotation, molecular function: actin binding; muscle alpha-actinin binding. The record is from RefSeq and is a predicted model, not a curated record. The transcript is spliced from 7 exons. Lineage: Eukaryota; Metazoa; Chordata; Actinopteri; Cypriniformes; Cyprinidae. Gene Ontology annotation, cellular component: filamentous actin; adherens junction; Z disc.